UCAGCGCAAUCAUCUGUGCAUACUGGUGCAUACCAUAGCGGAGGGGACAGCAGGAACCGGUGCCAAUAACAGUUUGCUACAAUUUUGCUACGUGUCAUGUGUGUAAAUCUGAUUUGCACCAAAAACUGACGGACGUGGCUUUGUACUCCUUUCUCGCAACUGGUCGCCUCGCGCGUCCUCAAAGGUAGUAAUAUCUCGACGCUUACGAAUCGAGACUAUUAUUCUGGAAAGUUCGCGUGAACGAAGCUGUUGAAACAUGCGGCAGUUAAAAGGGAAAACGAAAGAGACGAACAAACAGAAGAAGGAGCGGAAAAAGGAGUUUCUCGAGAACAAACAACGAGUGUUUACGGUCGUGUUGCCCACCGUAGCUGCGAUGUUUGUGAUAAUAGCGGCGUAUGUUUAUGUUAAAACCCGUCCAAAACUGCUCGAGUACUAACGAUCAUACGCCACUUCUCUCGUCGUCCAUUCGUUCAGAUGUGAGUCACAUCUGAAUGACACCUUAACAAUGUGCGUCGAAAAUGUCCUCGCUUGUACAUUCUUUCAUAUUUUCUAAAAAGGAGCACAUUCCAUUGUUGUUGUUUUUUUUUUUUUUUUUUUUUUGAGGACACCACAUCUAAAUCAUAUUGGAAACAAGAUGCCGUUUUUGCAAAUGUCUGUAUUGUUUAAUUUGAUUAGAGGAUAUUUUUCAAGCCAGGAUUUAUGUAAUAUAUUCAGAUUUAUAAUUAUCAGACGACAUUAAGAGAUGUGGAGAAGGGGGGGGGGUGCAAUGUUUUUUACGAAAACAUUACAAACAUGAAAAAAGUUUAUUUAUAUUGCAUUUCUAAUAAACGGUAAAAUUUAUUCACAUUGAGUAAUGUAUCGAGUUUACCUUAAUUUACGUCUUCCUUGAUUUUUUUCUUUCGUGCAUGUGCUUCGUUUCGUCAUUGAAAUUUCAUAGUUGUACACAUAUAUACAGAAUUUUGGGUUCUACAAAAAAAAUGUUCUGUCUGAUUAUUUUUUUUAAUACUUCUGUAAACAUCACACAUAAGGAGAGUUCAUAUCUGUAAGAUACACGUUUUAAUAAUUAUAUAUAAGUUUUAAUAAUUAUAAAUUGAAUUGAGAGUGUUAGCAUGUAAAGCAUUUGAAUAAUGAAUAUGGGUCCAAUGAAAAUAUAUUUGUUAUAUAUAACAAA
Solenopsis invicta (red fire ant) is the source of this 1171-nucleotide messenger RNA. Its product is annotated as single-pass membrane and coiled-coil domain-containing protein 4 homolog. NCBI's taxonomy places the organism in Eukaryota, Metazoa, Arthropoda, Insecta, Hymenoptera, Formicidae. The transcript has 2 exons. The record is from RefSeq and is a predicted model, not a curated record. The coding region runs from base 257 to 436 and encodes 59 amino acids.